CGUUAAUGGGCUUACGUAGUUUUGAGGAACCCUAUUUUUCCCUCUUAAUUAGGCGGCGGAAAGGUUUUUCCGGUAUCAGAAGCUUUGUGGUUUCUUGAGCGAUUCUCUCUGAAGUAGCCUUCUCCGACCGACUACAUCUCCGGUGUACCUGCUUUUUGUUCAGACCACAACUGCAGUUUAGAUAAUAAUGUCGGAGGUUAAACCAUUGAUCGGUCUUAAAUGGGAACCAAAGCUUCCUUCCUUAGCUUUAGACUCCAAAACUGGUUCCAGUUCAAGUAAAGUAGCUGAGAGACACGAAAGCAGCUCUCUUUGGACGUCUAAGUCAGAGCUCGUUGAUGGUCUUUGUCUUCCACCUACUGAUCCAAAGAAAGUCAACAAGAUGAUUAGAAAGCAAAUCAAAGACACCACUGGAUCAAACUGGUUUGAUAUGCCUGCACCAACAAUGACUCCUGAGUUGAAAAGAGACCUUCAGUUGCUUAAGUUGAGGGAUGUAAUGGAUCCUAAGAAACACUACAAGAGAGUUGCGUCCCAGUCAAAACUAGCUGAAAAGUAUUUCCAGGUUGGUACAGUAAUUGAACCAGCGCAAGAGUUCUAUGAUCGACUGUCAAAGAAGGAUAGAAAAACAAGCCUUGCUGAAGACUUGGUUUCAGACCCCAAAGUUUCUCAGUACAGGAAGCGUAAAGUGAGGGAGAUUGAAGAGAAGAACAGAUCUAAUCAGGAUAAGAGGUGGAAGAGAAAGGGAAGUGACUCCAAGAAAACAAAACAUAGAAGGCACUGAAUUGCAUUUACCAGAGAAUAUGAUCUCGUUUUUGGUUCACCUUAUCUUGUAAUGACAGACUACUGUUUGUUGUUUUACGGCCUUCGUUUGAAGGAUUGGCUCUGCUGUUUACAUGUCUGGAUAAUUAAAAAGCUUUGAUUGGAAUUGAAUAGAUCAUAAGAGUAUUUUGAUC
Molecule: messenger RNA, 950 nt
Organism: Raphanus sativus (radish)
Lineage: Eukaryota; Viridiplantae; Streptophyta; Magnoliopsida; Brassicales; Brassicaceae
Product: rRNA-processing protein fcf2
Exons: 6
Coding region: 188-778 (196 amino acids)
Biological process (GO): RNA processing
Cellular component (GO): nucleolus
Molecular function (GO): RNA binding
Source: RefSeq, a predicted model, not a curated record